AUGUUCGCUGCACGAAGAGCUUUCACCAGCGCCCUCCAGACCAGAGCCUUCUCGGCCUCUGCCAGAGACCUGUCCAAGGUCACCGUCCUUGGAGCUGCUGGUGGAAUCGGUCAACCACUGUCUCUCCUUCUCAAGCUGAACCCGCGCGUUACUGACCUUGCCCUGUACGAUAUCAGACUGGCCCCAGGUGUCGCCGCCGAUAUUAGCCACAUCAACACCAAGAGCAAGGUCACCGGCUAUGAGCCAACCCCCAGCGGACUGGACGCCGCCCUCAAGGGUGCCGAGAUCGUUUUGAUUCCUGCCGGUGUUCCGCGCAAGCCCGGAAUGACUCGUGACGACCUCUUCAACACCAACGCCUCCAUCGUCCGCGACCUCGCCAAGGCCGCUGCCAAAUCCUCCCCCAACGCCAACAUCCUCGUCAUCUCCAACCCAGUCAACAGCACCGUCCCUAUCGUCGCUGAGGUCUUCAAGAAGGCCGGUGUCUACAACCCCAAGCGUCUCUUCGGUGUCACCACCCUGGAUGUCGUUCGUGCCUCUCGAUUCGUGAGCGAGCUCAAGGGCACCGACCCCGUCGAUGAGAACAUCACCGUUGUUGGUGGUCACUCCGGUGUCACCAUCGUUCCUCUCUUCUCUCAAUCCUCCCACCCUGACUUGGUCGGCAACGCCGCCCUGCUCAAGCGUGUGCAAUUCGGUGGUGACGAGGUCGUUCAGGCUAAGGAUGGCGCUGGAUCCGCCACUCUGUCGAUGGCCAUGGCUGGUGCCCGUUUCGCCGAGAGCUUGUUGAAGGCUGCCCAGGGCCAGAAGGGUGUCAUUGAGCCUACCUUCGUUGAGAGCCCAUUGUACAAGGACCAGGGCAUCGACUUCUUCGCCUCGAAGGUGGAGCUCGGCCCUAACGGUGCGGAGAAGAUCCUCGAGGUUGGCAAGCUGGCUCCUGAGGAGGAGAAGCUCUUGGAAGCUUGCUUGGCGGACUUGAAGAAGGGUGUCUCAUUCGUCGCCCAGAACCCGGGGAACUAG
Molecule: messenger RNA, 1014 nt
Organism: Amorphotheca resinae ATCC 22711
Lineage: Eukaryota; Fungi; Ascomycota; Leotiomycetes; Helotiales; Amorphothecaceae
Exons: 5
Coding region: 1-1014 (337 amino acids)
Biological process (GO): malate metabolic process; tricarboxylic acid cycle
Cellular component (GO): mitochondrion; cytoplasm
Molecular function (GO): L-malate dehydrogenase (NAD+) activity
Source: RefSeq, a predicted model, not a curated record